Pectinophora gossypiella (pink bollworm) is the source of this 914-nucleotide messenger RNA. Its product is annotated as ornithine carbamoyltransferase-like. Gene Ontology annotation, molecular function: ornithine carbamoyltransferase activity; amino acid binding. The transcript is spliced from 6 exons. Gene Ontology annotation, biological process: L-citrulline biosynthetic process. Bases 37 to 894 code for a protein of 285 amino acids. NCBI's taxonomy places the organism in Eukaryota, Metazoa, Arthropoda, Insecta, Lepidoptera, Gelechiidae. The record is from RefSeq and is a predicted model, not a curated record.
CGCCACCUGAUCUGCUUCAAGGACUGGACGGCGAAGAUGAUCAAGGACAUCGUCUGCAGCGCCAUCUGCCUCAAGAGGACCUACCCUGACACACACGGCAUUGUAUUGGAUACCCUGCGAGGGUCAAAGAUAAUGAUCUUGCAAGAAGUGAAACAACCAGUGCUUCAUUCGGCCGUGUCAAAGGCGGCGACGCUUCUAGGAGCGAGCGAUGUCAGCAUCGUUGACAAUGUGGUGUGGGAACAUGAUUAUAUGGGCAGGGUAUUCUCAACGAUGGCCGACGCAAUCUUCGUAACUACGACGACACACCACUGCAUCAAACGGUUCUCCGAACACUCUGCCGUACCUGUAAUGUGCAUGCACUCACGGACCCACGCGUCCAUUCAGGCGCUUGCAACAAUUAUGACUAUUAUGGAAGAAUAUGGAUGCAUGAAUAAUCUAAAUGUGGGUUAUCUAGGCCCUCCGCAUCCCGUACUCAACUCAUUUUUACUCUUGCACCCUAUGUUGGGUGCCAAUUUCAAAUACAAGUGCUGUUGUGAUAAAGUCCCAGUAACUCCUCUUCUUUUUAAAGCGAGUGAGGAUUUGUCAACCGAACUCCAUACAGAGAUGAAAGCCUGUACCAGUAGAGAAGAGGUGUUCAAAAACGUCAAUGUAAUCAUAGCGGGGCCUACGACAAAGAAAAAAGAAAAACUCAAGUACUUCAAAAUUACAGCCGAUGAAAUAGAUAAAAACAGUCAACGAUGGUACUUCAUCCACAUAUGUCCUCGGGGCCAGGAGGUGGACGACAAAUUGUUCAACCACAGCAACGCACGGACGUACACGAUGUUUGACAACAUGCAUUAUGUUGCAGCUGCAAUGAUGGCUAACGCAAUCAUUGGGAAGUUGUUUUGUUAUUAGUAAUAUAUAUUGUUAUUUUA